Molecule: messenger RNA, 1956 nt
Organism: Hydra vulgaris (swiftwater hydra)
Lineage: Eukaryota; Metazoa; Cnidaria; Hydrozoa; Anthoathecata; Hydridae
Product: probable serine incorporator
Cellular component (GO): membrane
Source: RefSeq, a predicted model, not a curated record
AAAAUUAUUAAGCUAUAAAAAUAAAUUGUUUUUGUUAAUGAAUUUUUCUUUCUUAAAAAAUUGAAAUAAUAUGAAAUUAAUUUUAGACAAUUUUUUAAUCUGUAUCCCAUAUCCAUUCGUUUUUGUAAAAAUUUACAUUAAGUUAUUUCAGUAGUUUUGUCAAAAAAUGGGCUGUGUUCUCGGUGUUUGUGCAGCACAGAUUGCAUGUUGUUGCUGUUCAACUGCAUGUUCAUUGUGUUGUUCAUGUUGUCCAAGCAGUGUGACAUCUGUAAUGACACGUUUAAUGUAUUUGUUUCUUAUUGUCCUUGGCGUACUAACUUCAUCAGUCUUUUUAAUUCCACAAGUACAAAAGUCGUUAUCAAAAAGUGUCAACAUUCCAUUUUAUGACAACAGUGUGUGUGGUAUGAUUAAAUUAGGAAAGGAAUGUGAAAAAGCUGUUGGCUAUCAAUCUGUAUAUAGAGUAUGGUUUGCUUUUGUCAUGUUUUUUCUGCUCAUGGCUUUUCUUACAUUAGGUAUUAGAUCUUCAAAGGAUUGUAGAGCUUAUUUGCACAAUGGGUUUUGGUUCUUCAAAAUUCUUAUAAUUAUUGGAGUAAUGAUUGCAGCAUUCUUUCUUCCAGCGACUCCAUUCACAAAAAUUUGGCUUUACAUUGGUACAGUAGGUGGUGUAGUUUUCAUUAUGGUACAAGUUUUGUUUUUGAUUGAAUUUGCUCAUCGUUUAACAGAAGCCUUGUUGAAUAAAGCAGAUGACAAUAAAUGUUGUGGCUUCGUCAUGGCUAUUUUGUGUUUGAUAAUGUAUGGACUUGCGAUUGCUGGAGUUGUGGGGAUGUACAUAAACUUCACUGUGAGCAAUGCUUGUAAUCUAAAUAAAGGAUUAAUCUCCAUCAGUUUGUUUCUUUGUAUUAUUGUAUCUAUUGUCAGUGUACUUCCUCCUAUUCAAGCAGCCAAUCAAAAAUCUGGUAUCCUACAAGCAAGUGUGGUAUCUGUGUAUGUUACAUAUCUGAAUUUUUCAGCACUGGGCGCUGAGCCUGUAGGUAGCAAGUCUUGGGAAUGUCCUUACAAUUUAUCAAAUAUAAAUGGUGCUGGUGUUGCAAUGCUUGUAGUAGGCAUUGUGAUUGCAUUAAUUACUGUCUUUUAUGCUAGUUUCAAGAAAUCACAUGACGAUGUUGGUGUAAUUGAAGAUGAAGAAGCACAUAAACAGAAGGUUGCUGAUGAUGAAACAGAAAGUGUACAAUAUUCUUAUUGGUUGUUUCAUUUAACAUGCAUGCUAGCCUCAUUUUACUGUAUGAUGGUUCUGACAAACUGGUUUAAACCGGAAACUGUUAAUAAAGGUUUUGAGUUUGCUGCUAGUUGGCCCUCUAUGUGGGUGCAAAUUGUUGCUUCAUGGGUUUGCAUUUUACUAUAUAUGUGGACUAUGGUUGCACCAGUUUUGUUUCCUGAUCGAUUCAGCAGCGGUUUUUGAUAAUUUAACUAUAUGGUAUGUUAUAUAGCUAUUGAUAAAUUGGAUUUGAAAAUAUAAAAUAUUUUUAGCAUUUUAAAAGAAUAUUGUUUGGAUUUUUCUUUUAAUAUAUUCUUUUAAGUUUAUCACAUUUAAUAUAUGUGUGGGCUAUUGUAUAUGUACGGAGCUGAAAGUUUAUUUGUGACAUUCACUUGGCAACUUUUGUUUUAAUGGCUUUUUUUUAAAAAACUAUUGCUGCAAAUCGCAUAAUUUUUCAGGGUUUUUUUAUUUUAUUUAUUAGCGUUCCAAUAACGCUCGCUCUUUUUUAUAUUAACGAGCUAGUAAUGUAGUUUUUUUUUCUAAUUAGUCAACGAGCUAAAUAAUAGUAAUUUUUUAAAAUGUAUCUAUGGUAACAUACAUUAUCGUUCAUACUACCGUUUAGUUUAUAAAAUGAAAAAUUGUAAAAUAGUUUUUGUGUAUAUAAUAAAUAUUUUUUUUAAAAAAUUCUAAUGAGUUUUUUA